UGAUGAACGAAAGCGACCAAAUUGCAAGGAAUUAAUUUUAAGUGAACAAAAUAAAAAGACCCCCCUAACGUUAAGUUACCAACUAGCUAGAAUAAAGAAACAUUGUUUUCUUGCUUAGUGGUUAAGGCGUUAAGCUGAUCCGGUGGUCAGCCCUUUCUCUCCUAACAGAGAAGCGGUAGUCAACACGGCGUCGCUUUUACUCCCACGUUAAAAUCCCGUCAAUUUUUACUUCUAAAGAAAGAAGAGAAGAUAAGAAGGAAAUAGGAUCCUGUGGCUGUGGCUGUGGCUGUGGCGUUUAUUUGUGUUGGAACUUCCAAUUUCAAUUUCAAUUUCAUUUUCAUUUUCAAGUUUUAUAUUUUACGGCGACAAAAUUAGAAAGGAGUCCACCAUGUGGGUGGAGAUCAUCUGUGGACUUGUCUUUUACCGCUUGUUCCGCCGCUUCUUCUACGGCUCCGACGACGUUUUGGAGUUCGAAACCUCUGAUUUUAAUGCUAUUUUCUCCGUCGCCAAUAGACUUGAAAAGCUUCAUGGUGGAAAGGUGUAUGUGGGGCUUCACAUUCCGGAUGUCAACACUGGCUCUCGACAGAAUAUCGAUAUUGUUCUUGUUACUAAAAGAGAAGCAACAGUUAUUUCUGUCCAGAAUCUAGCAGGGUUCAUUUCUAUAAAUGAGGAUGGUAGCUGGACCUGUGAAGGUGGCAGUAGCCAAAGUGCAGUGUGUAAUCCUGAUCCCGUUUCAGAGGCUAAAAACCAAGCUUCAGUCCUCGAAUCAUAUAUUGAACAAAGGGGAGUUGCUAUACCUGAAGGAUAUUUUUCAUACAAAGUUGUAAUUCCUAAUCCAAAAUUCCGUACCUUUUAUAACAAUUUUCCAUCCGAGGUUAUCACUUAUGAUCAAUGGGUGCAACUAAAACCAGAACCAAGAAGUAUGUUAUCUGGAUGGAUUAAAAGUGCCUUUUGUGGUGGGAAGAAGGAGAUGCAGGAAUCUUUUCAUCAGCAACUUAACUUUAUUCUCAGCACAGCUCCCAUGUGGGACAGGCUGGAGGUUAAAGAUAACAAAUAUGUGCUUGGAGAAUUUCUGGAAUUUAAAGGGAAGCAAGAGGACAUCCUAGCUUUGAGAAAUAUCAAGAGAUCAAAAGUUAGUCGCCUUGUCAUCCAAAAGAUUAGCAUGUUUGGAUUAGCCCAUUCAAAGCUUCAGGUUUUGUACUCUCCUCGAGAUUAUCGAAGUGGAGGAGCUUCGGCUUUCGAGUGGAAAGAAGUAAUUGUAAGAUCAAGUACAGAGGUCAUAUUCCAGCCUCAAAAUUCUACCAAAGUCUGCAAAUUCAAGCUUUCUUCGAUCAUGUCUAUGUCUCUAAGUGCCUAAGGAUACAUAAAUGAAUCAAAUUUUUGUGUGGGGAUUCAUUCAAGUCCUGAAAGUGAAUGUGAAUAUUAAAUAAAGAGCUAGUUGUACAUUUCUGCUAUAUCGAAUAUUUGAUGGCCGACUCCCUUUGUUUAGAGAUAGAA
Gossypium arboreum is the source of this 1497-nucleotide messenger RNA. RefSeq lists its product as uncharacterized. The coding region runs from base 389 to 1357 and encodes 322 amino acids. NCBI's taxonomy places the organism in Eukaryota, Viridiplantae, Streptophyta, Magnoliopsida, Malvales, Malvaceae. The record is from RefSeq and is a predicted model, not a curated record. The transcript is spliced from 7 exons.